Molecule: messenger RNA, 13113 nt
Organism: Marmota monax (woodchuck)
Lineage: Eukaryota; Metazoa; Chordata; Mammalia; Rodentia; Sciuridae
Gene: Usf3
Product: upstream transcription factor family member 3
Exons: 8
Coding region: 487-7194 (2235 amino acids)
Molecular function (GO): protein dimerization activity
Source: RefSeq, a predicted model, not a curated record
GUUGAGGCCGCUCUGCCGCCGGGUCUCCGGCCUUGAGGGCUCGGGCUCGCAGCGGCGGCGGUGGCCGCAACAAGAGGCGGCGGGGGCGGGGGGAGAGGAGGGCCUGGGCCCGCGCUCCCCCAGCCCCGAAGGAGCAGGCGGCGGCCGCGGACACAGAGAUUCGCUAGAGCGGUCAGACACCCCUGCUUUCCCCGCCUGGGAUCAUGACCCAGGCGGGGGUCGCCGCUGCUGCCGCCACUACUGCGGCUGAGACCACGCAGCCCGCGGCUUUGCCUGUCAACCGGGGGAAGAAACAUGAAGAAAACAGACUGUUUAACUUAGCUUAGAAGAUAACUUUCAACAGAAAGAAGAAAACAUAAUCUAUAGACCAUCUUCUGGCAAAACAUGAUAGAUUUGGAUCAGAAACGGGAGGUAUUGGAAGCUAGGAGUCAAAAGUAAAGAAACUCUGCAAGACCUUGGGUGGAAGAGGUUCCUAUCACUGUCACCAUGCCAGAAAUGACAGAGCAUGAAACUCCUACAAAAAAGCAGCAUAGAAAGAAAAACCGGGAAACACACAAUGCAGUGGAGAGGCAUAGAAAGAAGAAAAUUAAUGCUGGGAUUAACAGAAUAGGCGAGCUGAUCCCAUGUUCCCCAGCUCUGAAGCAGAGCAAGAAUAUGAUCCUGGACCAAGCCUUUAAAUACAUAACAGAAUUGAAAAGGCAAAAUGAUGAACUCCUGCUUAAUGGCGGAAACAAUGAACAAGCUGAAGAAAUUAAAAAAUUACGGAAACAACUGGAAGAAAUCCAAAAAGAAAAUGGCCGCUAUAUUGAAUUACUGAAAGCAAAUGAUAUAUGCUUGUACGAUGACCCCACAAUCCACUGGAAAGGAAAUCUUAAAAACUCAAAGGUGUCUGUUGUUAUUCCAAGUGACCAAGUUCAAAAAAAUAUCAUUGUUUAUUCCAAUGGGAGUCAGCCUGGUGGAAACAGCCAGGGGACAGCUGUUCAGGGGAUAACUUUUAAUGUCAGUCAUAAUUUACAAAAGCAAACCGCCAAUGUGGUGCCGGUGCAGAGGACUUGCAAUCUUGUGACUCCUGUGUCUAUUUCUGGAGUUUACCCUUCUGAAAACAAGCCGUGGCAUCAGACCACAGUUUCUGCACUGGCUGCCAACCAGCCUGUUCCUCUUUGUCUUCCUGCUACCAUUUCUGCUCAAAAUAUUCUUGAGCUUUCCACCUCUGAAAGUGAAUCAAGUGUGCUUGGUGCCACUGGAAGCUCACUAAUUGCUGUUUCAGUUGGGUCUGAGCCUCACCAACAUCGGUCUUUGCACACAGGUCUAAAUGAUCAAAAUUCUUCUGAAACUAAUAAUGGGCAAGAGAGCCCUAAAUUAUUAAAGAGGACAGCCCCUUGUGUUACAAGUGUCCCCCCAAACUCCUCAGCACCUGCCACUAAAGUGCACCGUGGAACCAAGUCCUGUCUGAGUACACAGGACUUCAGAGGUGACUUUCAAAACACCUUUGUUGUUUCAGUUACCACUGCAGUCUGUUCCCAGCUCCCUAGAUCUGCAGGUGAUUCUUCUCCAGUGAGUGUUAGCAAGUGCACAGUCUCGACAAGUACAACCUCAGUGGUGGCACCAUCUGCCACUGGAGUAGGGAAAACUACUACUCCUGUAAGCACUCUUUCUACAAAUCCUUUGGACAGUGGUUGGACUCUUUCUUGUUCUUUGCCUUCUUCAAGUGUUAGUGCUUCAGAUUUGAAAAACAUUAAUAGCCUUACUCGAAUUUCUUCAGCUGGAAACACACAGACAACGUGGACUACUUUGCAGCUGGCAGGAAACACUAUUCAGCCCUUAAGCCAGACACCAUCUUCCACUGUGAUUCCAGUACUAAAUGAGUCUGGUCCUAGCCCCACUGCAAGCAACCACAGUAGACACAUGGCUACAGGCAUCAACUUAAAUAAUUCCCUUCCAACAGAUGGGUUAUCAGUUGAGCAAGUAGUUGUAACCUUGCCUUCUUGUCCAUCUUUACCUAUGCAGCCACUAAUUGCCCAGCCACAAGUUAAAUCUCAGCCACCAAAAAAUAUCCUUCCACUGAAUUCAGCAAUGCAAGUGAUUCAGAUGGCUCAGCCAGUUGUGUCAGCUGUUAAUGCAACUCCAGCUAAUCAAAAUGUUAUCAUUCUUCAGCCCCCCAGCACUACCCCAUGCCCCACAGUGGUGAGGGCAGAGGUUCCCAACCAAACAGUAGGUCAACAGAUAGUCAUUAUCCAGGCAGCUAAUCAGAACCCAUUGCCACUCCUCUCUGCUCCACCUCCUGCAUCUGUUCGACUCCCUGUCAAUGGAGCCAGUGCUAUAAUUGGGUCUAAUCAUUCAGUGCAAAAUGUUUCAACUCCACAAACUUUUGGAGGAAAGCACCUUGUCCAUAUAUUACCAAGACCUUCAUCUUUGUCAACAUCUAAUUCAACACAGACUUUUUCUGUUACCAUGUCAAACCAACAACAGCCUCAAACCAUUUCUUUAAAUGGACAGCUCUUUGCUUUGCAGCCUGUGAUGUCUUCAUCAGGAACUACAAAUCACACCCCUAUGCAAAUUAUUCAACCCACCACCAGCGAAGAUCCAAAUACCAAUGUUGCCCUGAAUACAUUUGGUGCUUUGGCCAGCCUCAAUCAAAGCAUCUCACAGAUGGCUGGGCAGAGCUGUGUACAACUAUCUCUUAGCCAGCCUGCCAAUCCUCAAAUUGCUGCAAAUAGUCAAACCUCCCCAACUAACUGUGUUUCAUUAACAACCACUGUUGCACCUCCCAUGACAACUGACAAUUCGGCCAUACCCCCUGGUACUUUUAAUCUUGUGACUACUUCCUCAAUGAACACUGUUGCUUGUUUGCCACCUACCACAAAGUCAAAAAGAUUAAAUAAGAAGCCAGGUGCCAAGAAACAUAUAGCAGCUAGCAAACCCACAUGUCCUCUGAAUCCAGUCAGAGAGGUGGGCAAGUCAGACUGCCCCAACAUGGAAAGCUCAGCAGAGCCAUCAUGUACUCCUGGACUGCUGGAAAGCCUUCCUAUUGUGCUACCACCUGCCACUCUGUCCCAGGCAAAUAGUGGAAGUGUUUCUGCUUCACAUUCUUUGGACAUGCUAAAUUCGGAAUCAGUAAUACCUGAAUCUGUAUCCAAAUCUAACUCAGCAGAAGAGUCUAGCUCAUCCUCCCAAGAAUCUGGAAUAAGUGAACAUUGUGCAGUAGCCCCAGCAAAAUCCAAAGAUUCUACCCCCAUUUUGCAAAGAGAGACUUCUCAGGAUAAACCACCAACUAGCUUAGCAUUAUCAGAUGCUACCAAAUCCUGUACUUCAGCCAAUGUAUUGAUUCCAUCUUCAAAUCCUCAGAUUUUGGUUUCUCAGGUGUCUGGUUUGUCAUCCUUCACAAGGACUACAAGUACUGACUGUGUUUCUGAGGUAGAAAUCAUUGCUGAACCUUGCAGGAUGGAGCAAGAGUCAUCUGAUACAAUGCAAACUGCAGGUCUCUUAAAGGGGCAAGGGUUAACUACAUUACUAUCUGAUGUUGCUAAAGAAAAAGACCCCCAGAAAUCAACUCUUUCUGACCCUAUGGAUCAUCCUGACUUUUCUUCAGAAAAUUCUAAGAUAAUUGAUUCAACUGUUGAUUUACACCCCAAGCAGGAACUGUUACUGAUGAACAACGAUGAUAGAGAUCCACCACAGCAUCAGUCCUGCCUCCCUGAUCAGGAAGUUAUUAAUGGUUCUUUGCUCACCAGUAGGCAAGCUGACUCCCCCUCAUCAACCAGCUCUGGAAGUACUCGCAGUUUUUCAGUUGCAUCCAUGCUUCCCGAAACAACUAGAGAAGAUGUGACCAGCAGUACCUCAACUAAUACAUGUGACAGCUAUACCUUUGCAGGGCAACCUGAUAUAGUAGCUCUUGCAGCAACAGUUAUUUUUGGCCAUCACAACAUUGAGAAGGGAAGAGUUGAUAUUCAGGCUGAUAUAAGGGAAGGUACUUCAAAGCCUUCUGAAGCAUCAUCUUUAGAAGGAGACCAGUCUUUCAAAUCACAGAUCCCUAAAGAGAAUGGCACAGGACAGACAGAAGCAACACCAAAUGAACUUAACUCUCAGGAUUCAAUUGAAGUAACAGUGGACAGGCCCCUUGAAAAACCAAGUUGCUCUCUAGGAAUUAAAACAUCAAAUGGUUCCUUACAGGUUUCAACUUCUCAGCCACCAAGCCUCACCAGUUUAAGUGUGAAUAAUCUCAUCCAUCAGAGCAGUAUCAGCCAUCCGUUAGUCAGCUGUGCAAGUCUGUCCCAACCUUCAGAGCAAACAACUGCUCCUGCGACAGUUAAUCUGACUGUUUCCUCUAGCUCCUACAGCAGCCAGCCUCCUGGACCACCUCUGAUGACAGAAUAUUCUCAAGACCAGCUAAGUACUAUGAAUAAUACCAUACCGAAUUCACAGAUUCAAGAGUCCCUCUUAAAGCCAAGUCACGAAAGCCGAAAAGAUUCUGCUAAGCGCACUGUCCAAGAUGACCUUUUACUGUCUUCAGCCAAACGUCAAAAGCAUUGUCAACCAGUCCCCCUCAGACUUGAAAACAUGUCCCUAAUGAGUGGAACUCCAGACAGCAUUUCUGAUCAAACUCAAAUGAUGGUUAGUCAGCUCCCUCCCAAUUCUUCAAACUCAGUUGUGCCUGUUAGCAACCCAGCACAUGGAGAUGGCCUUACACGAUUAUUUCCACCUGGUAACAACUUUGUGUCCCCUGCAUUGAGGCAAAGUGAAGUUCAGUGUAGCUCUCAGCCUUCAGUUGCCGAGCAGCAGCAAACCCAGGCAAGUCAGCAUCUACAAGCCCUGCAACAGCAUGUUCCAGCUCAAGGUGUAUCUCACCUUCACAGUAACCAUCUGUACAUCAAGCAGCAGCAGCAACAGCAAGCAGGGCAAUUAAGAGAAAGGCAUCACUUGUAUCAACUGCAGCAUCACGUACCUCAUGCAGAGAGUGCUGUUCACUCUCAGCCCCAUAAUGUGCACCAACAGAGAACUCUGCAACAGGAAGUUCAGAUGCAGAAAAAAAGGAAUCUCGUUCAGGGCAAUCAGGCCUCUCAGCUUUCCUUACAACCAAAGCAUCAUGGAACUGACCAAGCCAGACCCAAGAGUGGCCAGCCCCAUCCCCACCAUCAACAGAUGCAGCAACAGAUGCAGCAACACUUUGGAAGUUCCCAGCCAGAAAAGAGCUGUGAAAACCCUUCAACUAGCCGGAACCAUCACAGCCAUCCCCAAAACCACCUCAAUCAAGAUAUUAUGCACCAGCAGCAGGACGUUGGAAGCAGACAGCCAGGAUCAGGGAUUUCUUCUGAACAUGUGUCUGGGCAUAAUCCAAUGCAGAGGCUUUUGACAUCAAGAGGCUUGGAGCAGCAAAUGGUGUCCCAAUCGAGUAUUGUAACAAGACCUUCAGAUAUGACCUGUACUCCACACAGGCCAGAGAGAAAUCGCGUUUCCAGUUAUUCUGCUGAGGCACUCAUUGGAAAGACAUCUUCUAAUUCAGAGCAGAGAAUGGGUAUAUCAAUUCAGGGUUCCAGAGUUUCAGAUCAGCUUGAAAUGAGAAGCUAUCUUGAUGUUCCCAGAAAUAAAAGCUUGGCUAUUCAUAAUAUGCAGGGUCGUGUAGACCAUACUGUUGCCUCAGAUAUUCGCCUUUCUGAUUGUCAGACAUUUAAACCAAGUGGAGCCAGUCAACAGCCCCAGAAUAAUUUUGAAGUACAGUCUUCAAGAAAUAAUGAAAUAGUUAACCCUGUAUCUUCAUUGAGGAGUAUGCAGUCUCAGGCUUUUCGGAUUAGUCAAAACACUGGCCCACCACCGAUCGACCGGCAAAAGCGAUUACCAUAUCCACCAGUUCAGAGCAUCCCAACAGGAAAUGCUAUCCCACCAAGGGACAGUGAAAAUACAUGUCACCAAAGUUUUAUGCAGAGUUUGCUUGCCCCUCAUCUUGGUGAUCAGGUCAUUGGGAGCCAGAGAUCACUCCCAGAACAUCAGAGGAAUACACAGUGUGGUCCAUCCUCUGCAAUUGAAUAUAAUUGUCCUCCAGCUCAUGAAAGUGUCCAUAUUAGAAGAGAGAGUGAUAAUCAGAAUAGGGAAAGUUGUGACAUGUCUUUAGGUGCAAUUAACACAAGGAACAACACCUUGAAUAUUCCUUUUUCAAGUUCCUCUUCCUCAGGAGAUAUUCAAGGUAGAAACACAAGUCCCAAUGUUUCUGUACAGAAGUCCAACCCCAUGAGGAUUACUGACAGUCAUGGGACCAAGGGCCACAUGAACCCUCCUGUCACAACCAACAUGCAUGGGGUUGCAAGGCCAGCUUUGCCACACCCAUCUGUGUCUCAUGGAAAUGCUGACCAAGGCCCUCCUGUACGUCAAGCUAAUUCUUCAGUUCCCCAGAGAUCAAGACAUCCCUUGCAAGAUAGCAGUGGUUCCAAAAUUCGUCAACCUGAGAGGAAUCGUUCUGGAAACCAAAGGCAUAGUAAUGUCUUUGAUCCAAGUCUUCCCCAUCUUCCUCUCUCUACUAGUGGCAGUAUGAUUCUUGGACGUCAACAGCCCACUACGGAGAAGAGAGGAAGUAUUGUUCGUUUCAUGCCUGAUAGUCCACAAGUCCCUAAUGAUAAUUCAGGUCCUGACCAGCAUACGCUAUCACAGAAUUUUGGUUUUCCUUUUAUUCCUGAGGGUGGUAUGAAUCCACCAAUAAAUGCUAAUACUUCUUUCAUUCCACAGGUUACGCAGCCCAGUGCCACUCGAACUCCAGCCCUCAUUCCAGUAGAUCCUCAAAAUACUCUACCUUCAUUCUAUCCCCCAUAUUCUCCUGCUCAUCCUACACUGUCCAAUGAUAUUUCAAUCCCUUAUUUUUCUAAUCAAAUGUUCUCAAAUCCUAGCACAGAGAAGGUUAACAGUGGAAGUUUAAAUAACCGAUUUGGAUCAAUUUUAUCUCCUCCCAGACCUGUUGGCUUUGCUCAACCAAGUUUUCCUUUACUCCCUGAUAUGCCACCAAUGCACAUGACCAACUCUCACUUAUCCAAUUUUAAUAUGACAUCUUUGUUUCCAGAAAUAGCAACAGCUCUUCCUGAUGGCUCAGCAAUGUCUCCUUUGCUUACAAUAGCAAACUCCUCUGCCUCUGACUCUUCCAAGCAGUCCUCGAACAGACCUGCCCACAACAUAAGCCAUAUUUUAGGUCAUGAUUGCAGUUCAGCUGUUUAAAUAUAGAUAAACUAAAUGUGAAGAUAUUAAAGGUCUUGAGUGAGAUUAUAAAAGUGUGUGCAUGCACACGUACAUGUACGUGUACAUGAAGAGAGGAAUUUUGUGUGUGUUUGUAUAAUCAAUUUUCAAUUAUCUUCUGAAUGUAGGGAUCCAUGUCCAUGUCUGAGAUCAUGCAAAAUUUGUCAAAAACAAAUUAUGUUUUUUUUUAAGUGCAUGGAGUGUUUUUUAUGUUUCAAGCUUUAAGCAUAUUGACAUUUCCAAGUUUGAUUUGUAAUUUUAUAUUCCCUGAAUAUAAGUCAACUGAAAAUUGGGGGAACCUCACCUUGGUAUGUGCUGAGUGGUAGGAAGGGACUGAGAUUUUAAGCAUCGUCACUGGUAAUUUUUAAAAUAGUUGAGUUGUUAUUCAAAACAUAAGCAACUUGAUAAAGCCAAUGGCUCAUAACCAGAUGAUGGAUGGUCAACAUCUAAAAAAAUUUCUCAGCUGAAACGGUGUUGAAUUGAUGUUAAAUUAAAUGUCCAUACAGUCAAGCAGAUAGCAGAUAAAUUAAUUAUCUAAUAAACCUUCAUCCCAAAGUUUGGCUUAGGGAGAGUCUUCUUUCUUGAUUCUAAUUAUUCAUAAGUUAUCUGUUCUUCAAAAUAGGGAGCCACAUUGUACUUUAAUGUGCCAGGAUCUUUAAAGCAAAAGUCUUCCCAGACAAUUAGCCUUAAAAAUAGAAAGGUAAAAAGUAAAGGACACAAUUGUUCUCCAUCACGUACUUGUAUUUUGCAUCAGGCCAUAAGGAUAAAAGCAGUUAUAUAGUGGAGUUUUUCAUGGAGUCAUUAACAAUUGGUGUUUUGUCAAUUGAGUUUUGAUUUAGUGUUCUCUCUUCAUUCAUUUAUUUGACUUUGAAAUAAAUUCUUUUCCAUUAAUUUAAAUAUUAGGACUGAUCAGCAAGUCAUGCAUUUAGAAUAUUUACAUUUAUUUGUAAAGAUACAUUUGAGUCUUACUUUUAAAAAUAUUUCUGAACAGAGUUUUAAGCUCUCUCAGCAUUUUCAUUUAGUAAUAUUUAUAUUUUAAAUAAGGCAUUGUAUAUUGCAUUAUUAUCCUUUAUACAGAAUUAUCAUAAUGAGAAGGUUUAUUGGUUCAAUAUUUUCUCUUGAUGGUAAAUGUGAAAUGGUGCUUCAAAAAAAUACAGUCUUUAUAUAUGUCCAUGUGUGUAUGUGAGAGUAUAUAUGAAAACAGACAGAUUUUAAAGUAUAAACUGGUCCCUACUAUUCCACAAUGUAUACAUACUUAAAAAUACCAUGUUGUGCACCAUAAAUUCAUACAAUUUUAUUUAUCAAGUAAAUAAAUUUGAGAAAACAAUAGGUCUGCCAUCUGAAAAUAGGAAAUUAAGACCUGCUAAAGUAUAGAAAAACUUGAUGCAGGUGAGGUUUUUUAAUAAAAACACCCAGGAAUUUAAUAAUAAAUUUUAAAACAUGCGUUGAAUUUUGAGAACUAAAACAAAUGAGCAAAACCCUAAGAAAACAGUUGUAAAUGAUAUGCUGAUUUUUUAAACCCUGUUAAACUAUGACUUUUUGUUGUUAUAUUCUGCCCAAAAUGGAAUGAGGUGGGGAAAAUGCAUAUAAAUUGUUCUGUCUGCUCUGUUAAAAAAAAGUAAAACCUGGGACCAGCAUUUAUUUCCAUCCUAACAAAGCCUCCUGUGGCCUGGUCAGAGCAAUUACCUCCUGCAUCCCUCUUCUGCAGACUGAAAUGGUCACUUAUGCCUCUUCACUGUUCUCACCAAACCUUACCAUCUGUUUCUGCUGCCUGCUAAAGCAGUCUCCAGGAGUAAAGAAACAGCAUAAACCAUAGAAACCUGUAUUGCCUCCCUUCAAAAUGGUCUUGGGGAGAAAAUAGGAGAACUUCAUGAAUAAGUUACUUAAAUAAAAAUGUAUAAACACAGCAAUUACACUUUUUGGAGAAAAACCACAGCAAGAUCUACAACUUGUUUUUUAUUUCUCUGAAUUUUAAGCUUUAAUAUUCAAUUUUUUUUUAGUACUUGGAAGGUUCAAUCUGCCAAUUUUGGAGGGGGGAGUACUGGGGAUUUAAUGGUGUGCUUGACCACUGAGCCACAUCCCCAGUCCUUUUCAUUUUUUAUUUUGAGACAGGGUCUCACUAAAUUGCUUAGAGCCUCACUGAGUUGCUAAGGCUGGCUUUGAAUUUGUGAUCAUCCUUACUUAGUCUCCCAAGUACCUGGGAUUACAAGAUUGUGCCACUUGCCUGGCUAAUCUGCCAAUUCAAGAAGGGCAGUUUUCUAUAUAUUUAUCUCUUCCUCCCCUCCUCCUUCUUCUCUGCCUGUCCCUCUCACACAUGCCCCCACAUAAAAGUGGCCAUUGAGUUCUGUAGAACUAGAGGCUUCUGUAUAUAACUGGAGCAAAGGUAACAGGCCAUAGUGAAGCUCAGUUCCCUUCCACCUCUAGAUUGGGUCUUGUUACCCAGGCUAGUUCCAAAUUACUGGGCUCAAGAGAUCUUCCUGCCCCACCUUUGCAAGUAGCUUCUCUAGGGGCUCUCCACCACACCCAGAUGAAGAGUUCAGUUUAAACGUUGCAGUUCAAAGGGCUCAAAAAUCUGUUACUUUCAGUUAUUUCUAUUGCAUUGAUUGUAUUUUACUCUUCAUCUAUAUUCAGAAAUAGCAUUUUCAUUCCUCAGAACUUUUAUUCCAAGAAUAUAACACUGAUAUUGAAUGAGUCUAAGAAAGGCUUGUUGUUUGACUAUCUGCAAAUCUUUGGGCUCCAGCUUAUAUGUAACUUUAAUUAUCUUAUGGACAAAAGCAUAUAUAUGUUAGAGAUCAUUUUAUAUAUGGGAUCAAUUCUGAGUGUUCACACCAAAGUACUCUUAUUUGAUUUUAAAGCAUGAGUACUUACCAGCAGUAUUAAGUAUUUGAAUUGAGGUACAUGGUUUUGAGCAGGAAAUUUGUUAUAUAGGACUUAGUGAUAUCAGUAUAUAAUCUUUUGGUACAGGAAUGGCAGAAAAUGCAGUCAAUUUUGGCUAUUGUAAAUUGAAAUGUUAUUCUUGGCUUGCUCACAUGAUAUACAAAGUUAAACUAUUUCCACAAAUAAUUUUUCAACUUCUGAAAAUACACAGAUGUCUGAAUCAUAAGUGAGAGUCAUUGAAUCAUUUCUCUUUUAGCAUUAUUGAUUACAUAGAAUCAGUUAAAGAAAAUAGUUGAUUCUUCUCAACAUUUAAUAAGUUCUAUGAAGUGAAAAAUUUUAGAUUUUUCCUCAUGUAUAAACCUUGUCAUUGCAUUUGUUAAAUAUAUAAAUCAUAGAUGAAAUAAAUUAAUUUUGGAAGUAUUUAUUUUUUGGAAAAUACAGGUUGCUUUGGGAUGUGUCAUGUUUUAUGCCACGUCAGGAAAUUUAAUUUUGUUUAUUGUCAGAUAUUUUGGGACACAAGAAUUUGCACUUUUUUUUAAGUAAGGAUGAGAAUUCCAUAGUAAUCAUGAUUUAUAAAAUUUAACAUAUCUAAACUGUGGGAAGGAAGGCCAUAUUGUUUCACAGCAACUUCUAGUCAUAAGUCAAGGUUAUGUUGAACUUUAAAAACUCAAUGUUAUUAAAGUACAAAAUCAUUUAAAAAUUUUAAAGAUAGUUCAUUUAUCUUGUUCUUGCCUUCUAACAUCAGUCAUUUCAUUGAGAGGCUAAAACUUAUACUACAAAAACUGUGGACAUGCAUUUUAAUGGAAGUGAUAUUAAAAUUUUGAGAAAGACUUAUUAAUGUGCAUCAUCUCAGCUUUCUCCUUUCUUUUCUACAUAGGUACCUAUGUUGUUAUUAUUUUAUAUCUGUUCCAUAUCAAAUAGGGGACAAGGAGCCUGGUCAUUUCCUUAGCAGGAUAACUAACUAUUCAUUUGCCUUGAAACAUUUAUUGGUUCUAUUAGAUUAGUUUGUGGGAGUGAGUCAUACUUCCAAAUGAGUGAUUCCCAAUUUUUGGCUUUGGGAACCAUAUUCUUUCUUCCUAUUCUCUUAAGUAGCAACAACAGUAUUAGUUCAGAAUUUGAUCUAAAAUAUUUCAAUAUGUCAUAUGGCUCUUCCCUAGGUUUGGUGGACUUGUUUUUUUUUUUUUUUUUCCCACUGUGGAAUGAAGAAAGGGCAAAGGUGAUAACAAAAUGAAAUAGCUUUGGGUUGAUUUCCUGAGGAGCCUAGAAGUCAUUGCAAUUCUGUUAUCUAGAUAAGUGCUGCCUUUCCCUUAGGUAAUGCAUCUAUGGUUGUGUACAUCUAAAGGGCAAUAGUAAUAACCAAUGACCAGAUAAACUGGUGUGGAGUUGAUCUCAGUGGUGAUUUUAUGAUACCAAUAUGCAAAUUAAAGGCAGAAAUUAGUUUCUUCCCGAUAUGCCUUUUUGGCUGAAUGUUACAAUUUUUCCUUCCCCAGAGUUCUACAUAAAAGGGUCCUUUUUGGACUUAACUAUACUCUCUGCAUUUCACUCUUCCUGGGUUGUUUUAUCUAAAAGAGUGAAACCUAGAGAGUGUUUCUAUGAGUCUGUAGGCAUCACCAAACUUAGAUUGAGGCAAUUCAGAUAUACUUGGCAUAAAUAUUGAGGACCUUGUUGGAUGCAGAGUUUCUAUCUCUUUCCCAAUGCCUCUCUGCUAAUACUGCAUUUUACCUAAAACUGUGCCUCUGGUCCUUAGACCAGAUAUUGGAAUAUAUCAUCACCCUCUCCAUGAUAGAAAGGACCAGCCAGGAUGGUGCAAGGUGCGUAAUCAAACACCUCCUAGAAGCAAGUACAAUAGAUUCUCACUGUUGCCUUAUCAUUCUCUGAGCCAUCUUCAAAGUUGAUCUUGUUAAAACAAAACAAAACAAAAACUAGUUAGUAGCAAAACUCCUUUGAAACACAGAGAUUAUAUAUGGUGGUCAUUUAGCAUCCUUAUUUCUGGAUUUGCACAAACUAUCAACUGUAACCUUUUUCUGGCAUAUGGUGGUCAAUUGCUUCAUAAACAUGAGUUAAGUUGAAGAUGUUGGGCAUCAUAUCCACAAUGGUGUUACUUUGAAUGACCACAUAAUCUCUCACUAGAGAUGUCAUGAGACAUAGAAAGUAAUUUGAUUUGUAAUGUAACAUGUUUUUUAAAAAGAUGAUCUUUAUUUUUUUUUUUUUUGCUUGGUUGUAUGUACAGCUAUACACCAUACUAUGCCAUAGGAAUUUAAAGUUUCAUCUAUUUAAAUCCCUUCUUCACUUUUCUGAGAGCUCUCUGCCCUCCCACCCCUGAAGUCUUAAGAUCACUUUCAUCUGUGAGGUACCGAGGCACUGGGCUUGACUAGAGUGGUAACCUUGAUGGGAAGUUAAACUGUUGAUCUUCCAAGAAGAAAGGGACCAGACAGUGUUGCUUAAGAUGCUGCAGUUGUGUUACUGUGAAGAAAAGAUUUGCUUCCACUUUCAGCAGGUUAUAUAAAUAUCUAUACAUAUAUAUAUAUUUUCAUUUUGGAAAAAAAAGUUUGAAAAAUCUGAGAACAUAAUUCCUUCACAAAUUAUUUAUAGAUACACUGGGUGAGAAGCUUACUGUAGGGCAGUCAUCAGAUAAAAGCUAAGUUUAGUGCUUCAAUAGUGUAAUAUUUGUAUCUAUUAUUAUGCCAGCAGGGUCUGCUGUGCAUUUUGUCCUAUUUCUGUAAAUCACCUGGUUUGUAAUUCUAAUAGAAAUCAAUUUGUUUUUUUAAUGGAAUCCAGAGCAGAUAUGUAUAAUAAGAUCAGGAUUGUCCUACAGUUGUAAAUAAGAAUGGGUCCUGUUUAUUUUGACAUCUUUUUACAAAUGCAUUGUAUUAGGGUGUGAAUAUUCUGAACCAUGCUCUUGUUUAAAGUUUUGAAAUUUUUAUUGUUAAAUGUAACAUUUUAAUGGUUGUAAUAAUUAUUUGUAUAGAUAUGAAUAUAGUAUUUUAUUUAAGAAAAUAAACUUUGCAUUUUUUGCAUUGUGAA